This is a messenger RNA of Sipha flava (yellow sugarcane aphid), 324 nucleotides long. RefSeq lists its product as uncharacterized. Lineage: Eukaryota; Metazoa; Arthropoda; Insecta; Hemiptera; Aphididae. The transcript has a single exon. The record is from RefSeq and is a predicted model, not a curated record. The coding region runs from base 1 to 324 and encodes 107 amino acids.
AUGCAUGCAUCACUUCCAUACAACCAGAAGCAUCCAACUUUAAUUCCAAAACGGCAUCCAUUCACGGUAUUACUUAUUCAUCACUACCACAAAGAAAACCAUCACCCCGGAGCCACUACACUUCAACAAUUAAUUCAACAACAAUUUUGGAUCAUGUCAGUACGAUCGCAAUUGCGUUUCUGUAUUCCUUGCUAUCGAAUACGUCCCAAAGCCGUUCAACCAGUAAUGGGAAACCUGCCAAAGUACCGAUUGCAGCAGAUUAAGCCAUUUCAUCAAACAGGUAUAGAUUAUGCAGGCCCAAUUAGUUUAAAGGAACUCUCGUAA